Messenger RNA from Pieris rapae (cabbage white), 4712 nucleotides. RefSeq lists its product as uncharacterized. Lineage: Eukaryota; Metazoa; Arthropoda; Insecta; Lepidoptera; Pieridae. The record is from RefSeq and is a predicted model, not a curated record. The transcript is spliced from 9 exons. Gene Ontology annotation, biological process: intracellular sterol transport. Gene Ontology annotation, molecular function: sterol binding; sterol transfer activity. Gene Ontology annotation, cellular component: plasma membrane; endoplasmic reticulum membrane; endoplasmic reticulum-plasma membrane contact site. Bases 587 to 2026 code for a protein of 479 amino acids.
UCCACAGUAUUAGUGAACAGUUGUUUCGAGUGGCUGGCAGUUGAUCGGCGCUUACUGUCGAUACUUUGAUAGUCGAUUCAUCGCGGUCGGGUGAACAUGUCAAUAGUCGUGGUUAAUUAAAUCAUUAAUAGCGGUAAUUUUUCUGAAACUAAAAAAAAACCAGAGCAUUGACUAGAAAGAAUCGGACAAUCAAUUUAAUCUGUGAAUUCAUAAUUUCUUCGGCCUUAAUCCUACGUCAAAUCUGAAGUGUCAAAAAUGUUUUUGUAGGUUAUAUUUACCAAAUAAAUAACUAGUGUUUUCAAAUUGCAAAACUACGUUCUAAUAAGAUAGAUACGUGUCCACCUCCACAAAAAUGAUUCGUGAAUUGUGAAUGGUUAAGUGUACCAAGUUUCAAGUAGUUUACUUGCACUUCCUGUAACAGUUUCCUCUAUGUUGUAACAAAAUAUUAUAAUAUUGUACUAAAUUAAAUUUAGACUGAAAUCGAACUGAAAUAAUUUUAGGAAUGAACUUGAUAAACCUUUGAAAAGAAAGUAAUGCUACUAGUGUAUCCAAUACAAGCUAUGGGUCUAUUGUUUUUGGUAAAUCAAUGAAGGAUAUUUCUGACGAAAUUAUGUUGUGUUUCGUACAAGCCGCUCGUGAUCGUGAUAAUCGUGAUGUUUAUAACAAAAAUAUCGAUACCGAAAACGAAAAUACAAAGGGCAAAAGUAAAACAAGUAUUAAGCGGGCUGCAGUAGUGAAUAACUUGUCUGAAGUGAUCGACAGUGAGGUUGAAUUAAGGGACAGACCGCUAAGCAAGGGCAGGUCCUUAAGGCUGUCGUCUGGUGAAAAGAUCCUCAAAAAAAUUCCUGACGUCAAACGGAGUUUUAGCGACCGAUUCUCAGUCAUAUCAGACACUAGUGGAAAGAAGCCUGGAAAAGGAUUAUUGACCAUAAGAAAAACAUGGUCAACCGGGAACUUCUCGCCGGGUGCGGGUGGCGGGGGAGGGGCGCCUCGCUCCGCCCCCGCCACCCCGCUUCAGCUUGAGCCUCAAACCAGGGCCACUAAACAUGAUAAACAUGUAGUGAAGCCACUGUCGGGCUCUGCGCCGUCGGUGCGAGUGGACACAGCAGGCUCGGAUGAUACGACGGAGUGCAAGCAGCCCAGCAAGUCGAGGCAGAAGAAGUUCCAGCGGCACUUCCCGCAGGUCGGGCCUGAGGAACGGGUGCUUAACUAUUAUUCCUGUGCACUGGUAGGCGACAUACUUCUGCAAGGGCAUUUAUAUAUAACGAAGAAUUAUUUCGCAUUUUAUUCCAAUGUAUUUGGAUAUGUGACUAAAUUAUUAAUACCGACGUCGUCCGUUCUUCGGAUAACGAAGGAGAAGGUCGCGCGAAUUAUCCCUAAUGCGGUAGGGGUGUGCACGAGAGAUGAGAGACACGUGUUUGGCUCCUUGCUCUCGAGGGACGCCACCUACAAGUUGAUGACCCUGGUCUGGAAGUCGUCCAAGGCUCCGGAGCUUGCGGUACCGAAAUCACAGGAUCUGAGAACGCCGGAAGUAUCGGAGUAUUCCCCAGAGGACGACAGCAGUUCCGGCGGUGCUGACCAUGUCGACUCUACGCAGCCAGCCCGACCGGAGCCCGAGGCCAUUAUGGCAGCCGCGAGUGCCGCAGUGAUUCAACCAGCGCUUCUGACGGGCACAACAGUCCUGAAACGCGACACGUCGUAUUGGCACAUGGCCCUCCUGGCGUUGGCGGCUUUACUCGCCUGCUCAGCGAUGUUCCUCUCAUAUAGGCUUUAUUGCGUCACGUAUAGACCCCACGAGUGGGCUACGAGCGUGUCCAGUGAAGAGUUGUACUCGGAGUUGGUCAGAUGGCGCACUCGUCUCCAUGGACGAGCUGCUAACGAGCUACACGCCUUCCUCUCUACCAAUCUGCUGCUGCUUACUAAGGUGCGACAGUCUUUGGAAGCUCUUUCGGGUGUGAUACUAACAGAUAUGGCAGAGCAAGGCCACAGAUACGCGGACGUGCCCAAUGACACGCUCUUCAGUUAGCGUAGACCAGUGACUGACACGUGAUAUUCAGUGAUAUUAGUUCGUGAAGCUGCUGAUACCUCUAUUCCUCCCUAGAUGGCGCUAUAGACAAUUUAUUGGGUUGCACCUAACAAAAGUAAUAGAAUUAGCUAAAUCUAAAUAUAGUUGAAACAAAUGUGAAAUUGCAAGAUUUCAUAAAUAGUUUUGAUUUUGCAUUUACGUUUGCCACGUAAUGCCGCUUUAUUGUAUAUUUCUUCAUAAAUUCAAUUUUUAGAAAAUCUUAAAUGUGUCUUAAAGUCGUUAAUGUUAACAACAGGCCUAUUGUGGACUUUUUAUUUGAACACUGUUAAUUUAUAUUUUAACUUUUGUAUUAUAUAUUUUUUUGUAUUUGAGGUAUUGGCACUUUUCAGAACAUGUGAUUGUGUUACAUAAGGUUUGUGUUUAAGAAUUUGUUUUCUAAAUGUAUCCAAAGAUCACCAUUAUUUAAUUUGUAUACCAGUCGAUUUCGCCUAAAAGGCUACAACAGCAAGUGUCAGACACGCGCUAUUUUUACUCAUCGAGGGAUGAUCUAUAAAAAUUUCUUAUAUUGUUAUCAGACUUAUUUUCUCUUACAAAUAUCAAAAUGGGAAAUAUUUUUUUCUCAAUCCUUUACAUUGAAUAUAUCAAUAAAAUAAUAUAAAAUCGGGGAUCGGCUGUCUUUAUCUAAAGAAUAAGAUUAAAGUAGGACGGCCUCUAAGGCCGAUAUUUAUAUCUCUAAAUCAAGUUUGAGUUUAGGUUUAAAACUGUCAGCGCUUGACAAUUCCACUCCUAAACUUUGACUCGAAAUAGCAAUUGCCGAUAAAUAAAGAAUAGCGCCAUCUGGUUGCUAAAGAAAGUUUUAUAGCUUUUAAGCUGAAAUAUAUUAAAUUGUACAAUAUUAAUAACUCUCAUUGCAUAUAAAAACGUAAAAUAAUACAGUAUUUAAAACUAUAUUUUUCAAUUUUAUAUUAAUGGUUGUAUUUUCCAUUAAAUAAUUUAAGUAGUUUCAGUAAUUGGGUAUGCAUAAUUUAAAAUCGGUGCUAGAAAUUAUAAAUACUAACAUUCCUUAAUUGUAUUCAUUCCUUUUGUUAGCCUUAUUUUGACGAAUUAAUUUAACCCUAGAACAAUUGCCUUCUUGCUCACAACACCCAAGGGUGAAAGAGAUGGCAAUAUAAGUUUCAGAGGUACCAUAAUCUGUGUCCAAAAUAUUUGUGACGUCAAUUUUAAGACAACCAAAGUAAACUUUUACCGAAUUCGUUAUGUUUAUUUAAUUAAGAUUUAAAUAUUGCAUGAGAAUAGCUGUGUACAUUUAUAUUUUAACACAGAUUACUGAUAACACAGAAAAAGUUAUUCUUGCCAGUUAUUCACAUAUAUUUUCAGUAAUAUAUUUAGUUUGUUGUAAUUUAUUGUUCUAGUCUUUAGUCAAGCUCAAGUCAAUAUGUUUAUGUACUUAUAUUUAGUGAAUUAAUGUGCGAAACUAAAUAUAAAGCGGUUUUUAAUAGUUUCGCAUUUCUAUUAGCGAAGAUAUUAAAUAUAACCUAAUCAAAAAUAUUUUAAGAUUAUUUUCGUUGAUUUUGUUGCGUAUAAAUAUAUAUUUUGUUACGUGUUUUCAAAAGUUGUGUUGUAUGAAAUAAGCAUUUAGAUAAAUUAUUCCAGUUGUUACAUUCAUUUUAAUAAGAUUUUAGUUUAUGUAGAGCUAAAGAACAAGAGUUGUCAGCUGUAUGCUCGAUUGGGGAUUAAAAGUAAAUAUGGUUCACUUUAGAGGGCAACACUGUUACAAAUUCGACUAAAGGACUUGUACCUAUGGUCAAGUAACACAUUAAAAAAAAACUUAAAUUCAAUUUCAUUUAGUCUCAUUUAAUGUUUAAGUUACAAAAUAUAAAUUGUGUACAAAGAAUAUAGUACUGUAUCUUAUGUACAAAUGUUUUAAAGCAAUGUUAAUAAAUUUUUUGACACUUAACAGUGGUGCCAUCUGAUGAGAUUUUAGAUUAAACCCAUUUACGCGGUAAAAUUUAAAUUUUAAACCUGUUUUAAAUGCUUUUCAAUUUCGUUUAUAUUUUACUGCAGCUGUCAAUUCAAGCGCUAACUUUGUAUACAGUUAGCAGAUUAUAACGAGAAUUGUCUAUUUUUAUAUGGUAGGCUCAAUAAAUAACAUAUUAUAUAAUAAAUCUGCUUUAUUUUUAAGUAUAAAACAAUAUCAUGUUAAUGUGACCACUCCGCUACAAUACACCAAGUUACCACUAAUUAGUGCCAAAGUGGUAUAUUUAGCUAGGCUGUGUAUUUUUCCUAUGAAAACUAAUAUUAUUGCCAAAGACACCUAGACUAGUACUGUCAUACUAGCGGGUAGGGUUCAUCUUACACUAGUUGGAACAAUUGUGAAUUAUGGUUGAAUGUACUAAGAAAAUAUUUUCCAAUCAUUGGUUAUGUAUCUUAUGUAAUGUAAUAUAAAUCUAUAUGCGAAAAUGGUAUAAAAAGGACCAUCAAAACAUAGUCGUUAGUACAAUAUAGGAAUGCAUUAAAAUUUGCUAUUCCGACAAAUAUUUGAUAUUACUUUUUCUUGUUUUAAAGUGUAUAUUGGUUAGACUUUUUUUACUAAUUGUUAUGGGUUUAUGUAAAAUUGGUCAUUUGUAUAUAUGAUUUGAAUAGUUUGUUAUCUGAUUGAUGUAAAUAUAGAUAGCGAUUUUAUUGA